AUGACAGCUUCACAUUUCGCCCCUACUUAUCCUGAUCCUGAAUAUGAAGUGCUUAAUCGAUGGGCGGAUGAAGUGGACGAUCCUGCUGUGGUAUAUCUUGAAAGACUUAUUGGUAGACGAUAUCCCUUCUCCAAAGAGAAUUGGUGCGGUGGUGUAACCGUCUGGCCUGUCAUUCAGUUAUCGUCUAAACCACAUAGAGAGAGAAACCAUAUAGGAAAGUGA
Messenger RNA from Arabis nemorensis, 222 nucleotides. The record is from the annotation of a GenBank genome assembly. NCBI's taxonomy places the organism in Eukaryota, Viridiplantae, Streptophyta, Magnoliopsida, Brassicales, Brassicaceae.